Linum trigynum is the source of this 3269-nucleotide messenger RNA. The record is from the annotation of a GenBank genome assembly. NCBI's taxonomy places the organism in Eukaryota, Viridiplantae, Streptophyta, Magnoliopsida, Malpighiales, Linaceae.
UUAGAGCUCUUCCUCGUCCAGGUCAUACACCGCCGAAAAGAGGGCGAAGCCUCUCUAUCUCUUGUUCUACGGUAAGUCUCACGGUUCACCAUUGUCUUCUUCGUGCGGCUUCUCUUGAUAACUCGAUCUGAUUUCUUGCACUGAAUUUUUUUCUUUCUGAACGUCGCUUCCCCGCCGAUUGUGCCAGUUAUUCCUUUGCUGCUGCUUGAAUUGAACGACAAAAAAUGGCUUCCAAGUUCUGGACACAGGCCGGUGCUUCUGAUUCCGAUGAGGAAGAGGAGCAGAGCGAGUACGAAGACGAAAUCGAAGACGGAGCCGGCGGUGGAGAUCCCUCGGCCGCCGACGCGAAGAAUAGGUAUCUGAGGGCAACCGACACGGAUAGUGACGACUCCGAUGGCCAGAAGCGUGUGGUUAGGUCGGCCAAGGACAAACGGUUCGACGAAAUGGCGUCUACUCUCGAGCAGAUAAAAAAUGCGAUGAAGAUUAACGAUUGGGUGAGCUUGCUGGAGAGUUUCGAUAAAAUUAACAAGCAGCUGGAGAAAGUCAUGCGGGUGACUGAAGCUGUCAAGGUUCCGAGCCUAUACAUUAAGGCACUGGUGAUGCUGGAGGAUUUCCUGAACCAGGCCAUGGCUAAUAAAGAGGCCAAGAAAAAGAUGAGCAGCAGUAAUGCGAAGGCGCUGAACUCGAUGAAGCAGAAACUGAAGAAGAACAACAAGCAGUAUGAGGAUAUGAUUACCAAGUAUAGGGAGAAGCCUGAGAGCGAGGAGGAGGCUGAUGAGGAUGACGAAGAUGACGACGACGAUGGGUCAGACACUUUUGCUGAGGAUGUUAACGCCAUGUCGGACGAGGAUGAAGAGGAAGAUGAUGGGAAGGACGAUGAGGAAGUUGAGGGCGAGGGUGGUUGGGAGAAGAUGUUGAGCAAGAAGGAGAAGCUCAUGGAUAAGCAGUUCGCCAAAGACCCUAGUGAAAUUACUUGGGAUGUGGUGAACAAAAAGUUCAAAGAAGUUGUUGCAGCUCGUGGUAGGAAAGGCACCGGGAGGUUCGAGCAGGUUGAGCAGUUAAGUUUCUUGACUAAGGUUGCCAAGACCCCUGCCCAGAAACUUGAGAUUCUCUUCAGUGUGGUGUCUGCUCAGUUUGAUGUAAAUCCAGGGCUAAACGGUUACAUGCCUAUAAAUGUGUGGAAAAAAUGUGUGCAGAAUAUGUUGGUUAUCCUCGAUAUUGUUUUCCAGCAUAGAAAUAUAGUUGUGGAUGAUAAGGUUGAGCCGGAAGAGAAUGAAACGCAGAAGGGAGCAGACCACGAGAGUACUAUUCGUGUUUGGGGAAACUUGGUCGCCUUCCUUGAGAGAAUUGACGUGGAGUUCUUCAAGAGCUUGCAGAGCAUUGACCCUCAUACCCAUGAGUAUGUUGAUAGGCUGCAAGAUGAGCUUAUGUUUUUGGUUCUUGCUGAAAACGUUCAGGAAUAUCUUGAGCGAGCUGGCGACUAUAAAGCAGCAUCAAAGGUUGCUUUGAGGCGGGAGGAACUGGUGUACUACAAGCCACCAGAAGUUUUUGACGCUAUGAGGAAGCUGUCUGAACAAAGUGAAGGCGGGGAAACUGGUGAGGAAAAGGCAGAAGAGAGUAGAGGACCACCUGCAUUUGUUGUUGUUCCUGAGGUGGUGCCUCGGAAGCCCACUUUCCCUGAGAAUAGUAGAACAAUGAUGGACAUGUUGGUGUCUCUCAUAUACAAAUAUGGUGAUGACAGGACAAAAGCUCGAGCGAUGCUUUGUGAUAUCUAUCACCAUGCUCUCCUGGAUGAGUUUUCCAAUGCUCGUGAUCUGUUGUUGAUGAGUCACUUGCAGGAUAACAUUCAGCAUUUGGACAUUUCUACUCAGAUCCUGUUCAACAGGGCCAUGGCACAGCUUGGUUUAUGUGCAUUUAGGGUUGGGCUAAUCACUGAAGCUCAUGGUUGCCUCUCUGAACUAUAUUCUGGUGGAAGGGUAAAGGAGUUGCUCGCCCAAGGUGUGUCCCAAAGUCGAUAUCACGAGAAGACCCCAGAACAGGAGAGGUUGGAAAGGAGACGCCAGAUGCCAUACCACAUGCACAUCAACCUCGAACUUCUGGAAGCCGUCCACCUCAUCUGCGCCAUGCUCCUCGAGGUCCCCAACAUGGCAGCCAACACUCACGACUCCAGGCGCCGACUCAUCAGCAAGACAUUCAGGCGUCUUCUCGAGAUCAGUGAGAGGCAGACUUUCACUGCCCCUCCCGAGAAUGUUCGCGACCACGUGAUGGCCGCAACUCGAGCCCUCACGAAGGGAGACUUCGUCAAAUCGAUUGAGGUGAUCGAGUCCCUCGACAUCUGGCGCCUCCUUAAGAACAAAGAGGCCGUCCUCGGAAUGCUCAAGUCCAAAAUCAAGGAGGAAGCUCUCAGAACCUAUCUCCUGACCUACUCCUUGUCCUACAACUCGAUGAGCUUGGAGCAGCUGAUGACCAUGUUCGACUUGUCGAGGGCCCAGACCCACAGCGUGGUGAGCAAGAUGAUGAUCAACGAGGAGCUGUACGCAAGCUGGGACCAGCCGACGGAGUGCGUUGUGUUCCACGACGUCGAGUACUCGAGGCUGCAGGGUCUGUCGUUCCAGCUGACCGAGAAGCUGUCGGUGCUCGCGGAGAGCAACGAGAGGGCCAUGGAGUCUGGUGGUGGCGGCGGGAUGGAGCUACCGAUGCGGAGAAGGGACGGGCAGGACUAUGCCAAUGCUGCUGCCGGCGGGGGCAAGUGGCAGGAUAACUACAAUCAGCAGGGAGGAAGACAAGGUGGCGGUGGCCGUUCUGGAGGGUAUGGUGGCGGCGGGAGAUCUGGUCAAGGUGGUGGUAGAGGCAGCGGGUAUAACAGAGGGAGCCAGGUACGAGGAGGCGGCGGCUCUCGUUAUCAGGAUUCGUCGGCGUAUGGAGGUGGCGGCGGAUCACGGAGGACGGCUAGUUCAGCCGUGAGGGGCUCUCCGAUGGAUGGUUCUACCCGAAUGGUCAGUCUGAAUCGCGGAGUUCACGCUUAAACGAAUCGAGCCAAGCCUAUCAAAUUUUUCUUCCCCUCAGGUGAGAACUAAGUUUUGCGAUUUGAGUUUUGGGCUGCAGCCCUACUGUGUUUCCCGUUGAGGUAAACUUGAAAUCAGGUAGCAGCGCAGGAGGCAUUUACCCCCUCUUUCCUUGGAGAAUAAUUUAAAUUUGUUAGAUUCUUGAACUGUUCUUAGAACUUGUUGUCUCUUUUUGGUUGUAAGGUACACAUUUUUUAAUGGACA